AUGGGGAAGUUGAACUAUUCAGCGAGAAAAAUUGACGGCGAGAAGUUCGCACGGGUCCUCUCCAGAGACCUGAGAAAGCGACUGCCAGAUGGGCCCGGCUUUAAAGCUGCAGCGCGGGAUCCUACUUUAGAGAUCGACAUUUCAAACAAGAAGCUGACAGACAAAGAUCUCUCUCUGUUCAUCGAUGAUCUCCUUGAAUGUAUUAGGGAGGAUCUUGCAAAAGUGAUUGAGUUCCAUCUUCAGGGAAACAGCCUCACCGUUAAAUCUCUACCGAAGCUGGGCGAGGUAGUUGCGCUAAACGCAGGCGAGAUGAGGGAGCUUGAUAUCUCGAACAACAAUAUUAGUAUCAGUCCGAACCUUGACGAUAAGGCAAUGUGGUGCAGCUUCCUCCACUCCUUCAAGAAUUGUUAUAUGCUCAAGAAGCUCGAUCUUGGGGGUAACCCUCUGGGGCCUGUGGGAUUGGAAAAUUUUGCUUGUGUUUACAUCAAAAGUGACCUUCACUUCCUCGAGGAUGAUGCUAAUGUCAUUGUCGAGCAUAAGCAUGAAGAGAGGCCCUCCAUUGAAGACCCAGUUGCCGUAAAGCCCACAGCUGGGAAGGAGAACGAACGCAACACGAGGGGUAGUCGCCUUGGAAAGUCACCAAGCAAGGGGAAAAAGGCUUUGAGACAAACUUCUGGCCAGCCCAAAUCUAACCCCGUUAAAGGAACGGCCCCUGACGACCUCAAACGCUUCGCAUGUACCCGCGGCCUUCGCUCGAUUGCCUACCUCAUCUUGUCCAACGUUCACAUGGCAAAGAGUGGCACGGUGCACCUUGCGAGUAUGCUGAGCCUGCAAAAGACUUCAGAGCAGCUCUUAAAAUUCCUCCCUGGGGGCAAAUCCCUAGUCUUACCUGAAACCGCACACAACAAGAGCAUUGUCUGGCUUCCCAACGACACUCUUCCUCAAAUAGCGAGCGAGUUCCUCGAAAAGGCCGAAGCCAUUAACGAGAUCAAAGUUCACAUUGACUCGGAUAGUGAACUUUCAAAUGACGACGAGGACCAGGGACUUGCCAGUACCAUCAUUAUUGAGCCGAACGCAGAGCCCAAUCACAAAAUCGACACUGCUGCACAGAGGGAGUUGCAGAACAAAAAGAACAUCGCAUACGUCAGACUCACUAAGCGUGUUCGUAUGGAAGCACUGUAUGAUGAAGGUGUGCGUGACACAGACCUUUGGAUCACUGCUCUGCGAAUGAUGAAUGUGUCCCGAAUCCUCCUUUGGCAAGGUAAGGACAACGUUGUUGGCUCCCCACACAAGGAACAGGACCAGCAUGAAGAAGAUGACGACGACAGAGACGAUCCCAAUCCUUCCGCAGUCCACAUUGAAGACAUCGCUCAGCAAUUUGAAGCACUGGAAACAACAGACCAUCCCAGUUCCCCUGAAUCACCUUUUUCCCCCGUUGAGAUCCAUGUCACAGAGCCUGACCGCAUGGGCCCUUUCCAUCCCGGCACAGACUCAUUCAAUACCAAUUUUCCCAUCCUUCAUUCAUCCACCACUGCUGCCGAGAGUGUUGAGACUCCGCCUACCAGAAACGAUGAAGAAGAACACAUUGUCACCGCAAGAAACAAGUUGACUCCAUCACCACAACCUGCCCGCUCUGGAAAGGGCAGCACCCGCGCUGCAUCCAGAUCCCGAGUCCUCCGCAAGAAAAAGGAGACCUGGCGCUUUGGCUUUACGCUCGAUAUUUGGCGCAGAAUCAUCGCUGGUGCGGUCGGCGCGGAAGGUAUUCUGGGCUUUGAACAGCAGACUCAGAUCAUGCGUUAUGGCACUGAUAGGAAGACUCUUAAGGACGAGAUGGGUAUUACAGGUCUUGAGGAUCACCAACAGAUCUGGAGGAUCUUGGAGAAGAAUAAUUGCUUCGUUUAUAGUCCUUUGUAG
Molecule: messenger RNA, 1914 nt
Organism: Aspergillus bombycis
Lineage: Eukaryota; Fungi; Ascomycota; Eurotiomycetes; Eurotiales; Aspergillaceae
Exons: 4
Coding region: 1-1914 (637 amino acids)
Source: RefSeq, a predicted model, not a curated record